GAAAGGUUGCUAACGUCGAAGAGCCGGCAUCCGAACAAACAUUUUCCCAGUAAUACUUCCCAGUCUUCCUAUCUGUGCGUGUGUGUACGGUUCGCGAUUUUGUACUUGAGCGCUUGAACAGGCUAUGUAAACAUAUCGUCUACACAAACUGACCUAGGCCAGGGAAUUCGCGGACGUAACUGACCUAAGUAAAUCCCCAGAAAAGCAUUUUAGGUCUUGGACAAUAUUAAUAUUUAAUAAGUAACCCAGUCAUUUUCAACGGAAUGGAUCCAAAUAUCGUUAGUUAGGAGGUCCGAAAAAUAAAUAAAUUUGUUAGUCGUAGUCUUCGCUAAACUUUUCGUUAGAAUUAGAAUUGCAUAUUGUAUUUAGAUUCCUGCAACAAUUGGGCAAAAGCUAAAGGCAAAUUAAUCAUGCAUAAUUCCCAACAUCGCUCGCUUAAACUAUAAAUGGUUGUGAAAUGUACAGUGUUUGUUUAGGACGUUAAAUAAGAAAUCGUAGUUGACUAUACCAUUACUACCGGUGCUUUCUCCAAAAAUUUCUUAGUUAAGUUAGGCAUUACGUCAACAAAUUAAAUGGUGCAAUCAAGACUGUAGUUGUCUGGCCAGAAAUGAAAUAUUAACAGUGAGCAGUGAAAAAUUAAGAAAGUGCGGUGCGGAAAAUGUGAAGAAAUUUAAAUCAGCAUUGAUAACGUGCGAGUAUAGAGUUAAGAAACUGUUUAAAUGUUCUCCACGCUGGCUUUGCCGUAUUGAACCUGGCAUCAUUUCUCUCAUCUAUGCGCAACUAAUUUGCAAUGAUGAGUUAUCAGAAAGGUCUCAAGGAUCCAAACUUGGACAGGCACACCAGUAAAGCCAAGUCCCGGCAUUUCACGGUCAACGGUCUUCUGAGUGCCAAUAACACGUUCCAGCAGCAGCAGCAGAACCAAUACAACCUGCAGCCAUCGAAUGACAGUCGCAACAUCUACAACAACCCCUAUAUUCCGCCGCAGCAGCAGCAGCAGCAACAGCAGCAACAGCAGCAACAGCUGCAGCAGCAGACGCAGCAGCGCACCGCCCACCUGUUCAAGGCGCUAGCUGCCUCCGCUGGCGGCACCAACAGCCUGACCCAUCCCUACGACUUCUCCAACUCAUCGUCCUCCUCCAACGGCAACAAUGAGCACCAGGGAUCAUCCUCGUUGGAAGCUGAAAACGCCUUCCUAACUCAUAAUAACGGAAUGAGGCGUAGGUCGAACAGACGCCGCCAGUUAAGCAAUAAAAAUCAUUAAAAAAUAUAAAAAUGAAUGCAGCCAACUUAACAAGCAGACAGCUGACCCCCCACCCCUCCCCCUUGACCGACGAAGGACGGAGUCGAUAGAGCCGUGAGAAAGGAAUUGAAAAAAUCAUGGCAGGCGCUGCGAGAUGCAUCGUCCUCGUAACGAGGAACUAGUAACAAGUAACGAGCGCCCAGCGCCAUAAACUUAAAUCACGAUUAAAAGUGUGAUUAUCCUUGUGGCGCUACAAAUCGCCACCGCUGCAGCUGACAGCCCGGAGGACCAGGACGCCUGUCCUUUGGCUUCCUUGGUGCGGUGGCUUCCCCUCCUGCCCGACUCUUUUCCGUUGUUGCAGUUGUCUGACUUUAUAUCUUUACAACCAGGCGCGGCUGUGGAUGAGCAGACAAAGAUGUUUCCGAAGCUGUAUCCUUUGUAUAUUCCCAGAUGAGUGUUUGACUUUUGUUGCUUGGCGUGUUUUGUUUUGACUUGGGAGAGACUGCCCUUGGCUGCCUAGUUCGGCUACAGGACAUUCGCGAGAAUUCCGAAAGCUAUGUUUUCCAUUUUAAAACUAAUUGGAGCUGGCCCUAAAGAGCAUGUCAUCCAAUUAAUAUAAUAUAAUCAGCACCACACUUACGGGUAUUCAGCACAUUUCAAUUUUGCCUUUAACAAAAGAUUCCAGGAAAUUCUUUGAGUUUUUGGUUGAUUGGCACAAAAGGAACGCAGGAAGCCAAAAGUAAAGCCGACGCUAAACCCUUUUUUGCAGUCAAAUCUGGGCAUUAUUUUCCGCUCACAUCGUAAAUAACCAAUGCUGGGAUUGGAACAUUGCAUAUGUCCAGAAAGCUGUCCGUCAAUUGUAGGGCUUUUUGCCGGGAUCCUCCCCUAAACUGUCAAUUGUUCGAUAGAUAUUUACCAAUUUUACAGUCGUCCUGCCUCGAUUUCACUGCAAACACAAAGGCAAAUGCAAAUAAACGCCGGCCAAAGUGGGUCUAGAAUAAAGGAGCAGUCAGGGGUGGCUCGGCCACUCGGCUUAUCACAAUUGACCCAUCACACGCCUUUGGCCUGCUGUCUGUCUGGACAUUGGUUUAAGGCCCCCUUUCCUUCACCUUUCACUCCAGCCUGUCGAAACGAACAAUUGACUCUCGUUUUUCACUGAUGAACUUAACUUAUGUCAAAAUAUGCGAUAAGUAAUCCUUUUUAGCUCCGACAUUCGGCUUCCUGCGUGGGCCCAGUCACUUGUCCGUCCAGCCGUCCAGAAUCUUUGAACCUUUCGCCUGUGCAAAUAUUUUCUUUCCAGCGAUAAUUCCGUUGCGGGACUGGAGGGGUUUGAUAGAAAUUGCUAUUUCUGUACAUUUGUCACGAAAUCUAAAACAAAAAGUUUAUUUAUGUUUGCUUUGCCCAGAAUUGAAGACUUGUAAUGAAUUGUGACAGGAGAGUGGCAGAUGGGGGAGCAAGUGGUCAAGAUGUGACUUUGUUUGGGUUUCAUUUGCCAGUGGCCGGGGUGGAGUACAGGUCACCCCAAGAUCAAUCCGCUCUAGUUCAGAAAGAUACACAAGCAUUUCUCCCACUGCUCUGCACUUGUCAUAGCGACAAUUUCAUGGUUCCGCCUUAUUUGGAGGACACAUCCGUCCGUCUUCACGAGGCCAGUCUUAUCGAUGGGGCAUCACCCUUGCCAGCCAUCAAUCCCCCAAGCUUAACGCCGAGAUUCUCAAUUAGGAUAAUCUCUGAAUGACUAAGCAAAUAUUGACAAAUUUCGAAGAUUCGAUGCGUGCUAGGCCCACGUCAAAACGCAUCGGUCACGAGGGGAAGUCCUUGCAGAGUGUGUUUUUUGGACUCAUAAAACGUUCCGCAUUGCCAGAUGAAAUGCGUCUCUGGGGGACCAUGGACCAGAGACAGGGACAAGGGUGCAGCCCUCUAUUAUAUGCACAUAAAAAUAAAUUCCAAGACUUUAUUAUGCCCAUGUACUUGUCAUUGUCGAUGUGUGUGCAAUGGACUGUGUUUUUCAUUCCGUGUUCUUUUGUCCCGGGUCCGGUGCACAGUGCUCUCUGUUUGGGAGACCUGCAAUUGCAAUUGUUGUUGACUGAACCCAUGGAGGGUUGGUCGUGGGCGGUUUGUGGUGGGAGUGAAUAAGGUUUGGGGUGUAGGGAGAUUACAGGCGUGCAGGGGGUCAUUUUGCAUUUGUUUGUGCCCAGACAGCAGACUGUGUUUAAUUUUUCGCAAAUGUUCAAUUGAAUAACAUGGGAUAAACGCUUCAUUGGCUUUUCUGGUGUGUGAGAUUUCUAUUUGGUUAGUCAAUUUCGGAUUAUUGAGGACAGUUAGGAAUGAACUUUAGAGAACGAUAACGGCAACAGAGUUGCUUGACAAAUUGAAUUAGAAAGUAAGCCCUAUUUCUCUCUACCAAACUUUCGCACAAGUUUUCUGGCUUUCCAUCCAACCACGGCAAUCUUCAAUCGUGUGUUACUUCGCCAGCGUUUUUGCUUUUGUCGAAUCGGUCUACAAGUCUACUGGAGCACAACCGCCCACGGCUGGCAAACAAACAAAAUGGCAGUUUGAUGCACCGAAAGUAAUAGACAAAAAGUGCAGCCGCCUUUUAGGCGCUCGACCGACUCAGAGUGCGCGCCAAAUGGGCGACAGUGGAAAAGCUCUCCGUAGAUGUAGAUGGUUAUUGAUAACCGAAAGUGGCUUGUGGCCCUAAGAGCGCCUAAGUGUAUGCCUCGAAUAUUGUGCAACUGUAAUUUGGUAAUCUCAAGCACGCCACACACACUCAGGGCAAAAGGACCAAGCUGGAAAAGGGGGCGGGAACUGCACAAAGUGACUUUUCAAUCUCCAUUGAGAUGGCAAAAUUUUGCUUUCAACUGCUGGCCAAGCACUUAAGCAGGUCUUUUGGUCGACGUCAAGUGGGAUGUUGUGGUCAGGCCAUUAUAACUUAUAACUGGGACUGCUUCAAUCCACUUCUUAGUCCUUCCAUUUUGCAAAUGAAAUGCAAGCUGACAACGUAUCAAUUUAAAUCAAAUGAAGUGCAAUUUGUGCCAUCCCAUCCUUCACUUUGGACUGGACUGCCUUCACUCGAGACCCAGAUAAAGGACAAAAGUGCUCGGGGCAAAGCAAUCCAGCGUUAAGUUAAGUGCCGAAAACUUUAACACACUUUUCGACUUCAAUUAUGAGCUUUGUUAGGCUACCAUUCGGGACCGGCCGUUGACAUAGUUUUCGGUGGACCAGGCACGUCCAAGUGCGAAAGUUGCAGCUCAUUACGUGGCCAGCAGACCAAACGGGGUGAGAAGUUUCUUACCACCAGUGUUGUGUGCAAAUUAGAAUCCUUGCGCCCUAUGUACUUUAAGUGAGCAGACAAAAGAUCCGAUAGGUCCGAAACCCCACGCAUGUCCCUCGACACCCAACACACCUGGCCAAUUUGCGCUCUUGACCCCUCUGCUGGUGAAAACGAUGCCAGCAAUUUAAUGAGCUGCCAUUUAUAUAAAAAGGAGCAAAGUAGCCAAGUGCCGGUAGUCGGCAGUCGUGAGGCUGGGCUGGGGGCAGACAAAUAUUUAGCAACGUCGGUGGACUUUCUCUCCGCAGACAGACACACAAAUGGAAGGACUCGGGGCACUCACAUGGCUCCCGCGUCCCUCUGCUCAUCUCUUCUACUCGACUGUGAUUCAUGCAGAGCAGCGACGGCAGCAGCUGGCCAUAAAAAUGGCUUAAAAUGAUCAUCAUAAACGUUGAGUGAGCAAAUAUUGCAAUAAAAGUAAAUGACUGAAGGACGUCGUAAAAUAUUUAUACGUGAGCUGCUCGCACGGCCACCUGCGAGGAUGUAGGACAUCUCACAAUGAGCGAGGGAGCGCGAGGAGUCAUGAAUACCAUAAAAGCGUCGAGCGAAUGCUAGGAAAAUAAGGGUCUGUCGAAAGAAAUGUGCUUAGCGCGCGAAAAGCGUGGAACAAGGAUAGGAUAGGUUUGACCCAGUAAGUGCACAGGUAUUCCUUGAUAGGAUUCCC
Molecule: messenger RNA, 5232 nt
Organism: Drosophila melanogaster (fruit fly)
Lineage: Eukaryota; Metazoa; Arthropoda; Insecta; Diptera; Drosophilidae
Exons: 5
Coding region: 791-1261 (156 amino acids)
Source: RefSeq, marked reviewed